Molecule: messenger RNA, 4587 nt
Organism: Rasamsonia emersonii CBS 393.64
Lineage: Eukaryota; Fungi; Ascomycota; Eurotiomycetes; Eurotiales; Trichocomaceae
Product: Sulfite reductase (NADPH)
Exons: 4
Coding region: 1-4587 (1528 amino acids)
Biological process (GO): sulfate assimilation
Cellular component (GO): sulfite reductase complex (NADPH)
Molecular function (GO): FMN binding; sulfite reductase (ferredoxin) activity; iron-sulfur cluster binding
Source: RefSeq, a predicted model, not a curated record
AUGGGGUCCAUUAAAACUGCGGGCCAAGCUGUGGCGAGAAUCGCAUAUCUUGCCAGCGAUGUUGUUCUUUCUGUUCAGCCGUCUCUGCAGACGGACUCUCAGUUCUCCAAGACUCUUAGGGAUCUGAAGGAGCGCAAUGCCAGCAGCAUUGUGUCGAAGGGCUCGCCAGAGGUGCGAGCAGUUCGAUACAAUGAAGAUCCUCUUCUGUCUGCUUUUCAUCCUCUGCAGUCGGGCAAGACCGUGUCGAUUACGACCACUUCUUCCGUGCUCCUCAAUGCCAUUACACACCUUUACCGUCUGGCAAACUACCCCAUCGUGAUCCACGUCGCCAUUGAGUCGUCGCCCUUCCCAGACUUCUCCGUUAUCAGCUCGAUACGCCAGUGUGGCUUUGCGUUCCUUCACUCCGAGACGCUGCAAGAAGCGCAAGAUAUUGCCCUGACCGCCCAUGCUCUGGCGCUCAAAUCGGGAAAGGGUGUCAUUCACUUCUUCGACCCGGCGAAUUCGGCGGAUGAUGAUGCGAUUUCCGUGGAGGAUGUCGAGGUCGUCAAGAAGGUGCUCGAUCUGGACGGUGCCAGAGCUUCUCAUACUUCUGGUGCCGAGGAGCCGACUCUCUAUGCUGAUUCUGGGCGGGUUGCGGUGGUCCCUGAAGUCGGGCUAGAGAAGUCUCCAGCUGUGGAGGCUGCUGCCUCUGCUGCCGCGAUUUCUUCCCCGUCCAAGACGCCUUCGGCCACCAGCCAGGAUAACUCGUCUGUUGGCUCCUCCAGGAGGGACAGCAGUACUGACAGCCAUGCUGUCAGCUCUUCGGCCACAAGUGUUGACGGUUCUGGUGUCCGUCCUGUCAACGCGGCGGACAUAUUCAACUUGACCUCACAGAUCUGGACCGUCCUCUUCGAAACCGUUGGAAGGCAUUACCGGACCAUUGAGUAUACUGGACCUGAGAAUGCGAAGUUCGCGAUCUUCAUCUUCGGCUCCACUGGAGUUUUUGUUGAUGCCCUCGAGCAAGACAAAGCUAAGACCGAUAUUGGGAACGUGGGUAUUAUCACCGCACGUCUGUACCGUCCGUGGGUCGGAAGCCAGAUCUCGAACCUAAUCCCGAGAUCUAUUGAGAGAAUUGCGGUGUUGGAGCAAGCUCGCAAGACUACGAAGUGGGGUCCCUCCUUUUUGGAUCUCCUGUCGAGUUUGACGACGUCGCCUAGUCAAACUAAGCCGCCGCGUCUUGUUGCAUACCGACUUGGAUACGUUGAGCCAUCUACGGCUGUUCAAGCGUUGCGGGGCAUUCUCUACAACCUCGAGUCUGAGUCUCCCAUCCAGAACCUGGAGAUUGGCAAGCACAAGGAGUCUGCUCCUCAGCCAAGCAUCGAGCAGCCCCACCUCGAAAACGCCUACAUUAAGAUUCUCGAGCAGCUGUUCGGCAACCGAUUGUACGUGGCCAAUCAACUUGGUUCGAACAAUGCUGGUAUUUCUGCGACGGUUGCUGCCAGCCCUGAGUACGGGUUUGGUUCAUUGAUUGCCCGAAUGGAGCACCGUGAACGGUUCAUCACCGAAGUUGAGGAGGCGGCCAAAUCUAACAGCUUUGCCACCGAUACACCAAAGAAAUGGUUGUCUCGGUGGGCUUUGAGCGCUCGAGACCCGGCCAAAGCCAACAGCCUUGCUCCUGAUGUCAUUGCUCGUCUGACCACUGAUGGAUCGAAAGUGGCCAAACAACUCCUGGAAUCGAAGCAGCUCUUCUACAAGGAAUCACAGUGGCUCAUCGGCUCUGAUGCAUGGGCCUACGACCUUGGCAACUCUGGUGUUCAUCACGUCCUCGCGUCGGGAGCGAAUGUCAACAUGCUCAUCAUUGAUUCGCAGCCCUACUCAGAGCACGCCGCUGCCGAUGCUUCGCGGAGGAAGAAGGACAUUGGCCUGUACGCCAUGAACUUUGGUAACGCCUAUGUGGCUUCCGUGGCUGUUUAUGGUUCCUACUCGCAGGUCCUGCAGGCUAUGGCUGAGGCUGAUCAAUUCGAGGGUCCCUCAGUUAUUGUGGCCUACCUGCCCUACUACAAGGAGAACGACUCCCCGUUGACCGUCCUUCAGGAGACGAAGAAGGCUGUGGAUCUCGGCUACUGGCCAUUGUACCGAUGGAACCCAGGCAAAGACGAGAACAGCGAGCCGAAAUUCUCUCUUGAUUCGGAACGCAUCAGACGGGAGCUUGAGGAGUUCCUCCGCAGAGACAACCAGCUGACGCAGCUCAUGAAGCGUCAUCCGAAAUUCGCUUCUAACCUUUCAGGGUCCUAUGGCACUGAAGUCCGAGCUCUUCAGAAGCGCAAAGCCAAGGACUCAUAUGAGAAGCUGCUGGAAGGGCUUUAUGGGGCUCCUCUGACCAUUCUCUUUGCGUCUGACAACGGCAACGCCCAGAGCCUCGCCAAGCGUUUGGGCAACCGCGGUCGUGCGAGAGGUCUGAAGACCAUGGUCAUGGCCAUGGAUGACUACCCAAUUGAAGAUCUCCCCACGGAGGAAAAUGUGGUUUUCAUUACUAGCACUGCGGGUCAGGGAGAAUUCCCUCAGAAUGGCCGUGCAUUCUGGGAGGUCGUGAGAACCUCCGGUGAUCUCGACCUGUCCACCAUUAAGUACUCCGUUUUCGGUCUGGGUGACAGCCACUACUGGCCUCGCAAGGAGGAUAAGAUCUACUACAACAAGCCGGCCAAAGAUCUUGACGCCAGGAUUUCAUUCCUCGGUGGUCGGAAGCUCACGGACCUUGGCCUUGGCGAUGACCAGGACCCAGAUGGUUACCAGACUGGUUACAACGAAUGGGAGCCCCGCCUCUGGCAGGCUCUCGGCGUUGAUAAAGUCGAAGGCGUGCCGGAGGAACCUCCGCCAUUGACAAAUGAAGACAUCAAGCUUCAGUCCAACUAUCUCCGAGGAACUAUCGCGGAAGGUCUCCGGGAUGAGAGCACUGGCGCCAUCUCUCCUAACGACCAACAGCUGACCAAGUUCCAUGGAACCUACAUGCAAGAUGACCGUGACGUCCGAGAGGAGCGCAAGGCUCAGGGUCUGGAGCCGAAAUAUAUUUUUAUGAUCCGUUGCCGUCUCCCUGGAGGUGUUGCGACGCCGUCUCAAUGGCUGCAGAUGGAUGCCAUCAGCAGCGCGUACGGUAAUGAAACCAUGAAGCUCACAACGAGACAGACAUUCCAGUUCCAUGGAGUGGUCAAGGGCAAACUUCGUGCAGCCAUGCGCGCCAUCAACAAGGCCAUGUUGACCACUCUCGCAGCUUGCGGUGACGUCAACCGUAAUGUUAUGUGCAGUUCUCUUCCCGAGCUGUCCGGGUUUCAUCGUGAGUGUCAUGCUGUCGCGAAGAGGAUCAGCGAUCACCUCCUGCCAUCCACCACGGCCUAUCACGAGAUAUGGCUGAAAGACGACGAUGACAACAAGGUCCAAGUUGCGGGUAAUGCAGUUCAGGAUCAUGAACCUCUUUAUGGGCCAACGUAUCUUCCCAGGAAGUUCAAGAUCACGAUCGCCAUACCUCCUCACAACGAUACGGACGUCUACGCUCACGACAUUGGUCUCAUUGCCAUCAAGGGAGCUGAUGGGCACCUGGAAGGUUUCAAUGUUCUCGUGGGUGGUGGUAUGGGUGUGACUCACAACAACAAGAAGACCUAUCCUCGAACUGGGUCUAUGCUCGGCUUUGUACCCGCCGACCAGACUCACAUUGUGUGUGAGAAGAUCAUGAUUGUGCAGCGUGACCACGGUGACCGGAAGAACCGUAAGCACGCCCGUCUAAAGUACACCAUCGACGACAUGGGCCUGGAUGUGUUCAAAGCCAAGGUGGAGGCCUUACUUCCGGAAGGAUUGGGCUUCGCGGAGCCUCGUCCCUUCAAGUUCGUGUCCAAUAUCGACACGUUCGGUUGGCAGAAAGAUGAGAAGGGCUUGAACCACUUCACGUUCUUCAUCGAGAACGGACGUGUUGAAGAUACCGCCGAUUUCCCCAUGCGGACUGGUCUGCGCGAGCUCGCCAAGCUUAACAAGGGCGAGUUCCGUCUGACGGGCAACCAGCAUUUGAUCCUCUCGAAUAUCGAGGACGCUGAUCUUCCUACUGUCAAGUCUAUCAUGGCCAAGUACAAGCUCGACAACACUUCCUUCAGCGGACUCCGUCUGUCCUCGUCGGCAUGUGUGGCUUUCCCUACUUGCGGUCUUGCCAUGGCCGAGUCUGAACGGUACCUGCCGAUUCUCAUCACGAAACUCGAAGCAACACUUGAGGAGAAUGGUCUGUCCAGGGAUAGCAUCGUCAUGCGGAUGACCGGUUGCCCGAACGGAUGUGCACGACCAUGGCUUGCCGAAGUCGCGUUUGUCGGCAAGGCAUACGGCGCUUACAACAUGUACCUGGGUGGCGGUUAUCACGGUCAGCGUCUCAACAAACUCUACAGGUCGUCGAUCAAGGAGGAUGAGAUCCUCGACAUCAUGAAGGGUCUCCUCAAGCGAUAUGCGCUUGAGCGCAAGACCGAUGGCGAGACGCCCGAGAGGUUUGGUGACUGGUGCAUUCGCGCCGGUAUUAUCAAGGAGACGACGGAAGGGAAGAACUUCCACGAAGGGGUCGCUGAAGAAGAGGAGUAA